Messenger RNA from Styela clava, 1693 nucleotides. RefSeq lists its product as uncharacterized. NCBI's taxonomy places the organism in Eukaryota, Metazoa, Chordata, Ascidiacea, Stolidobranchia, Styelidae. Gene Ontology annotation, biological process: vacuolar transport. The record is from RefSeq and is a predicted model, not a curated record.
GUGACUCCCGUAAUAUUUGCACCUGAAAUUAUGGCCUAACCCUAACCUGGUACACAUACUACGUUCCGAUGUCCGCCAUCUUGGAUCACAUACUAAGGAAGUACCUGUGAAUGACCAAAACUGAAUAACUCACUGCAAUCUAGAUAUCAUUAAACAAUAACUUAAACAAUGUUCAAGAAGAAAACGGUUGAGCAAAAAAUGAAGGAACAAGACCGUGAACUGCGGAGAACAAAUCGUGGUAUAGACAGGGAUCGAGUAAAAUUGGAAAGGGAGGAAAAAAAACUAGAAAUGGAAAUUAAAAAAGCCGCAAAACAAGGUAACAAGCAAGCAUGUGCAGUACUUGCAAAACAAUUGGUUGCCCUAAGGAAACAGAAAACAAGAAUGUACGCGACCAGUUCACAGAUCACGUCAAUAGGCGUUCAAGCUAAAACAAUGAAUGCGAACAUGAAGAUGGCCAACGCUAUGGGAGCUACCACAAAGACUAUGACAGCCAUGAAUAAGCAAAUGGAUCCUCAAAAAAUGCAGAGAACAAUGCAACAGUUUGAAAUGGAAAAUUCAAAAAUGGAAAUGUCUGAAGAAAUGAUUAAUGAUACAAUGGAUGAAGUUUUGAAUGAGUCUGGAGAUGAGGAAGCACAAGAUUCUAUUAUUAGCCAAGUAUUGGAUGAAAUUGGUAUAGACAUGACUGGUAAAUUGGCAAAUGCUGCCAGACCUUCACAAAAUGAUCCUUCUGCUUCGAAUGUAACAGAUGAUGAGAUUGAACGGCAGCUUCGUGCCCUAACUGGCUGAAUAGGACAGGAACCACCAUAACACUUAUAUUGUUACAGUCCCUGAAAUAUACAUGAACUUGGUGGUGUUAGUGAUAGACGACUCUUCGCUAAUAUAUGACAGCAGGCAGUAAUAUGAUAUAUGUCGCAGUCCCGUGUCUCUUCACUGAACAAUGCACUUUGUAAUUUUAUAUUCUUGUUCUUUAUGCAGCUAUUAUGUUAUAUAGUAUAUACAAAACUGAAACGAACAUGCUUUUCCUCAGAAAGAGAUGGUAAAGGUAUCCAUAACCUAGUAUCUAUACAAUGGAACGUGAAUUACCAGCCAAUCUUUUGCCUAGUGCUGUGAACAUCGGCCACUGUCCCAAUGGGUUCAAUUUAAUUGCAACGGUGGCCAUCUAUGCUUAGGUAUAGUUUAGCCGCAAAGUAUUGUCAUAUCUCUACCCAGGAUAGAGACUCAAGUAUUGCCUGAAAUUUAAAUGAUACCAGUCAAAUCCGAUAUUUCUUUAGACAAGUCUUCAAAUUCAGGUUCUUUGUCCUUUUUCUAGAAGUUUGCUGAAACAAAGGCUUUAAGGAAAUUUUAUUGGCAACUGUAUACUCUAGCAUUGUAUCAAUAAAAACUAUAAGACGGCCUCUGAAAGGAUUCAAUACGGUACAAUAUUGUCUUUUUGUUAACGAAGACGGUCCAUACAAAGGGCAAGGUUUGUCAAUUGUCAUGUCCCGUUUUUUUGUUUCAUAGGUUAAGCAAAAUGUUAUCCUAACUUUGGGGGCUUAUACAAUCUCUCUCACCAAAUCUUUGAUCUACCGCACCUCGCGUUUAUUGCGUUUGAUACCAUUUUUUGAUUAUCUUCGCUCUCUGUGUACUCUCUCACUCUGUAUUUUCCGUAUAUGAAGAAAUAAACUACUGGCUAAUAUGCUAUUGAGAACACUAA